Molecule: messenger RNA, 1261 nt
Organism: Elephantulus edwardii (Cape elephant shrew)
Lineage: Eukaryota; Metazoa; Chordata; Mammalia; Macroscelidea; Macroscelididae
Gene: SLC25A28
Product: solute carrier family 25 (mitochondrial iron transporter), member 28
Exons: 4
Coding region: 64-933 (289 amino acids)
Biological process (GO): iron import into the mitochondrion
Cellular component (GO): mitochondrial membrane
Molecular function (GO): ferrous iron transmembrane transporter activity
Source: RefSeq, a predicted model, not a curated record
CAAGAUCCGGACUCCGACCCGGACUACGAAGCGCUGCCUGCUGGAGCCACUGUCACCACGCACAUGGUGGCAGGCGCCGUGGCAGGGAUCCUGGAGCACUGCGUGAUGUAUCCCAUCGACUGCGUCAAGACCCGGAUGCAGAGCCUACAACCUGACCCAGCUGCUCGCUAUCGCAACGUGCUGGAGGGCCUCUGGAGGAUAAUAAGAACAGAGGGUCUUUGGAGGCCCAUGCGGGGGCUGAAUGUGACCGCGACGGGCGCAGGGCCUGCCCACGCCCUCUAUUUCGCCUGCUACGAAAAGUUAAAAAAGACAUUGAGUGAUAUAAUCCACCCUGGGGGCAAUAGCCAUAUUGCCAAUGGUGCAGCUGGGUGUGUGGCAACAUUACUUCACGAUGCAGCCAUGAAUCCAGCAGAAGUGGUGAAGCAGAGAAUGCAGAUGUACAAUUCGCCAUACCACCGGGUGACAGACUGUGUACGGGCAGUGUGGCAGAACGAAGGGGCUGGAGCCUUUUACCGCAGCUACACCACCCAGCUGACCAUGAACGUUCCCUUUCAAGCCAUUCACUUCAUGACCUAUGAAUUCCUGCAGGAGCACUUGAACCCCCAGAGACGGUACAACCCCAGCUCCCACGUCCUCUCCGGCGCCUGUGCGGGAGCCGUAGCUGCCGCUGCCACAACCCCACUGGACGUUUGCAAGACACUGCUCAACACCCAGGAAUCCCUGGCUUUGAACUCAAACAUUACGGGACACAUCACAGGCAUGGCUAGUGCCUUCAGGACGGUGUAUCAAGUAGGUGGAGUGACAGCCUACUUCCGAGGAGUGCAAGCCAGAGUCAUUUAUCAGAUCCCCUCCACGGCCAUAGCAUGGUCUGUGUAUGAGUUCUUCAAAUAUCUAAUCACCAAGCGGCAGGAAGAGUGGAGGGCAGGCAAGUGAAGGAGCACUGACGGAAGCCAGGGGUUCAGCCAGCAUUGCUGUGCCGUCGGCACCAGCGCACUCUCCAUCUCUUGGCAUGCGCCUGCCUUGAGUGGAGCUGGAAGAAAGGUAGAGGGCGCUCCCCAGGCUGUUGGUGUUUUGGCUCGCACCAGUCCCUGCCAACCUCCAUUGCUGCCACCUUCCAGGCUCUUAGCACGUGCAGCAGAGCACACUGCAGCCCCUUGGCAGCCUCUCCAUCCCAGGCCUGAUGACCUGCUCUGACUGUUGUAGAGGGAUAGGCAGCUCACGUUCCCCUGGUUCCCAAUAAAAAGCCUUUAAAUUACAUGGU